UCGGAGUGACUUCGACAAUUUACGUCAGUUUUUGUAGAAUCAUACCACAUACGGUACAAUCUCACUGCGGAGCGCUACAAGAUUGAGACUAGGUCGUGCAAGCCGCUACAAUCAACAUCCUACAGACACCACACUGUCCAAAAUCACACAAGCGCUUAAAAAGAGUGUUUCUACUUACAGUCAUACGUUCAGUCAUUCCAGUAAUUAUUUUAACAUUUCAUAGUCCAUAUUGAGCUAUGUGUAGUUUAACCGAGAAGAUUUCAACAUAUUAUGACCUUAUCCGCUGUGGAAUUUUGGAAUUAUUUUCCUGUGGUCUGCUUUUGGAUAACGACUGUGCCUUUCGUCUUCACGUGUAGCGUCUCCCGUGCUGGAAGAAUUGAGCAGCUAGUUCAGGCCGCUGAACAGCAAAUCCAAGACGACAUCAUCCUCCUACCAAUGCCCAAUCUGCCGCCAUUAAAUCCCGGCAUUGUCCACACAACCGUUGGCCGAACAGCCGUCUUCUCUUGCAGUGCUCCUACACAAGAAGCGGACACUGGUGCGCCGCAGAUCGUCUGGCGGCAUAGGAACAUAACGAUUCACACUGACCACACAGUCCCGGCUUCCAUGCCCUUUAACUAUACCCGACGCGAGGAUAACGGCAACCAUUAUUUAUCCAUACACAACAUUACGCCGCUGGAUCCGUACGGUGUUUCCAUCAUUACCACGGCGAAAUGUUUCUUUUAAAGCAUUACAAGCUGCAGACGCGACCCAAAGCGGACGACGUCUUCGUCGGCCGACUGCAGAACGUCACCACACCGUAUUCGCAGGCAUCCUUAACGUGCAGCGCCUACGUCCACUGUACCUGCUGGAAUGAUGGGCCGUACUUUAUCUGGAAGUUCGACGGAAAGUUCGCCAUGAUGUCGGUGCGCCUUGGUCAUUACCUGAUGCAGUUCUUUGAUUCCAGGCGUUAUCCGUAUGGAGUCCACAAGUUCGAGGGUAAAGAUAGUUGUGCGAAGUGGGUUGAAGGAACUCCGUGCGAUUCGACCUUCACAGUUUACAUGAAACCUGACACGAAGCGCUGGCCAACGUUCGUUGAAUGUUGGGCACAGCCUAAUCAAACUGUUAACGAGUGGUACGUACAGAAAACGUAUGUCGAGUUUGUUUAAUUAAUGUCGCACUAGUUCAUUACAGCUGGAUCUUUCUUCUUUCCGGCAACUGACCACCCUUAUUUACAAUGACCUUGCUCUAAAAUUUGGUUUGUGUACUACCAUGGUAGAAUAACUACUUUUACUUUGUGAUUCUUACAAUGCAAUUUUUGCUGCGAUGGGUAGCUUUGGUGGACCAGUCUUCUAGCAAGUUCUGUUUCAACUACUACGGCCCGCAAAUGUUUCCCGCCGUUGCAUGGCACUGAUAAGUCUGACAAUCACGUUCUGAAAUGUCGAUUUUUUUUAGAUUUUUUCGAUCCAGUGAAAGCGUAAUAAA
Messenger RNA from Paramacrobiotus metropolitanus, 1461 nucleotides. RefSeq lists its product as uncharacterized. The transcript has 2 exons. The record is from RefSeq and is a predicted model, not a curated record. The coding region runs from base 271 to 723 and encodes 150 amino acids. NCBI's taxonomy places the organism in Eukaryota, Metazoa, Tardigrada, Eutardigrada, Parachela, Macrobiotidae.